AUGAUUAUUUCGUGUCGAACAAAUCUCUCAGACAGAUUCCAAUCAACUUCUAAAAUCACCACUAUGCAUCAACAAGAAUGUCAUAUUAUUGAUAGAACAGCUACAGAUAGUGAUCAACAAUCGCAAUCCAGUCUAUUGUCUGUAGGACCAAAUGCGUUGAUUACUUCUGUUAAGAUAAAUUCUGAUCUACAAGAGCAUUUCAGUCGCCUAUUUAGUUCUGACGAACGAAAUGAUAUCAAUACGGAUUUAGAUUUUCAUGGGAUUAGUGGAGAUGAAGAAAACAGCGAUUUACUUCUCACAUCACAAAGAGAUGAUCAAAGUAGUAGUACACUAUCACAAACAAUUACAAUUAAAAGUCAGCCGCGUUCUACAUAUCGUCCACGUACUGAAAAAGAGAUGGAGCAAACACUUUGCUACAUACAAUCUAAAGAGGGCAGUUCAGACAAAUACCCUUCGAUUUACGUAGAUAGAGAAUGGCAGCAACAGUCCGUUGAAAAUAUUAUUGAAGUUGCUCAUAUAGAUAUUGACGAAGAGCUUCAUCCAUAUCCAAUUAGAAACAGCGGUGAUACAUCUCGUACUUGGAUCGAUAGAAAUACCAGUUCGAGUAUUCUGUAUUUCCAUGUAACUCCUAGAGAUUUUGCUAAAGGUUGGAAAAUGUUUAGAAUUGCAAUUGUCAAGCAGAAACUAAGUGAAGUAAUCACGAAGGAACUUGUUCGGAAUCGACAAUGGGAGAAAUCUAUGUUUCGGUUCACACGAAUAUACUUAGAUGAAAAUCACACAUAUCAACGAGAUGAAACUUCUUCGAUAAUCACCUGUACAAUGGCGGAAAAAUAUGGAAAUAUUUCUGUUGCGUAUAUCAGUCAUCAGUAUGGGCCUAUGAGUGGUAAUCAGUUGGUCCAUGUGGUUUUCAAAGCUCUGAAAACUCAAGAUAGAAAACUACUGAGUUUUAAAAUUGUCGUCGAUGAACAUGGUUUGACUCAUGACAUUGAGACGUUUGCUACGAAGGGAAAUUUGGUACAUUUUCUGACACCUGCAUUACCAUCCAUACUACUCGAACCAGUAGAAGCAAAAAUCAUCGUUUUUUACAAAGGAAACGCGAUUUAUGAAGCUCGGUAUGUGUAUGAUGUAAAUAUAGACUUGUUAGUAUCUCGUUACGGAUUGAAGAUGUCAGUGCCAGCUGACACAGAUCAACUUCACUCAUGUGAUAGUUCAUUACCAGUGCCAGAACUUACUGGUUCAAGUACUACGUCAAAUAUCGAACAAACAUCAUCAAUGAAACGUCAACGCACAAUCUGA
Messenger RNA from Adineta ricciae, 1296 nucleotides. The record is from the annotation of a GenBank genome assembly. NCBI's taxonomy places the organism in Eukaryota, Metazoa, Rotifera, Eurotatoria, Adinetida, Adinetidae.